AAAAGAAAAAAAUCAACAACAGAAAUUGGAGAUGAUUAUGAAGCAAAACUAUUGAUCGAUCUUGUUCAGAGUGGUAUUAAUGCGAAUAUUACUAAGACAAGAAUCAGAAAAAAUGGAAAAACAUUAUUUGUAGGAGAUGGAGGAAUUGAUUUAUUUGGAAAAUAUAUGAACAUGCAUUAUAUAAUUCAAGCUAAAUUUAGAACAGAUAAAGAAUCAUGUGUUCCUCCUAGUGAAGUGAAUAACUUUAUAUUAGUUUUGAUGCAACAACCAGAGAAUAUAGUAGGGUUCUUUGUAUCUAAUGCAAGAUUUUCAACAAGAUCUCAGAAUCUUGCGAAUAAUCCAAAAGUAAAUUUAAUAUUAUGUAAUGAUAAUAAUUUGGUUGAGAAGAUCAAAGAAACGCAGAGAUUACAUUCAGAUUCUGAUUCUAAUACUAUCUGUAUUAAAGAUAUAACAACUGAUAAAAAUACGAAAACAGAAAUAUUUGGUAUAAAAUUUGAAGGAAAGAUUAGGAUAGGAAAGCUUAGAAGGAUUAGAAAUUCUCCAUAUUGA
This is a messenger RNA of Scutellospora calospora, 549 nucleotides long. Lineage: Eukaryota; Fungi; Glomeromycota; Glomeromycetes; Diversisporales; Gigasporaceae. The record is from the annotation of a GenBank genome assembly.